Molecule: messenger RNA, 4079 nt
Organism: Dermacentor andersoni
Lineage: Eukaryota; Metazoa; Arthropoda; Arachnida; Ixodida; Ixodidae
Source: RefSeq, a predicted model, not a curated record
UCUCACGAGUGGAGCCUGCGAAGGGGCACGUAAUCUAUCGGAACUAAAGCAAACUCCUCUCGGGGACUACGAGACCAACUUGAACAUGAGCGCAGGCACGGUGUUGGCGAUACUGUUCUCCAGUGGCUCUACGGGAUUGCCGAAAGGUGUGGUUCUGACUCACGGGAACCUCAUAAGCCAUGUGGUAGCUAACUGGUACAUGAACGACCCUCCGGUGCUUGAAAAAGGCGACAUUUACCUCGCCAUACCGCCGAUCAUGCAUGUCGGUGGAUUCUGGUCAGCUUUUUGCUACCUGGGACUUGGCUGCGAAUUGGUUCUCGUUCACACAUGGGACUUCGAUGUCAUCUUGCCCGCCAUCGAAAAAUACAGGGUGGUUGAUGUGAUCACCAGAAAGCCUCUGGGACCUGAGGAGAGAGGAGAAAUAUGCAUCAAAGGCCCCUGUACUUUUCUGGGCUACCUGAACAAACCGAAAGAAACUGCUGACGCCUACGAAGAUGGCUUCCUUUGUACCGGUGAGCCUUUCUUUGUGUUUAUAUUUUUUAUCGUGACAGCUUAUUUCUUUCCUAAGUGUCAUAAUGGCUGUUUGACAAAUUGUGACAUGGGCUACUACUCGGCCGACGGCCGCAUCUUCGUGUGCAGCCGCUACAAGGAACUGAUCAAGUGCAUGGACCAGCAGGUGCCACCGGCCGAGAUCGAAGAGCUACUGGCCGCCGAUUCUCAAGUGCAGCACGUGGUUGUGGUAGGAGUACCGCAUGAGCAGUACGGAGAAGCCGCCAGGGCAUUCGUUGUUCUGUGGCGCCGCCCGGAGGGGCCCGUCGAAGAGCAGCGGGAAGCGGACAGGCUCAAGCAACUUGUCGCUGAGAAGCUGUCCCACCACAAGCACCUUCAUGGGGGUGUAGAGUUCCUGGAGAGCAUCCCUCAUACCGGGAGCGGUAAAGACCGGCGACAAGAUCUAAAGAAUUCUUACUUGCGUAAAUGUGGCCAAGCAGUGAAGAACGAGCUUGAAUGAAAAAUACCGCUAUCACUCGUAUACUGCGUGUGCUGCAUACACGGAGCCGAAGAAGCCUUCCCAGUACAGCAGCGCGGCCCCCUCCCCUCCCAACAAUAUGCCCAAGUAAAUACAACGAGCCUCAUUAAAAAGUGCGACUAGAAUACUAAAAAAAAUUAAUGGCCUGUCUUAAGUGUGUUCAAGGUCUCUAAGGAAGCUCGUUUGUUAUUUCUGUGAGGGUACUCGUCCAUAAUAAUUGUUGAUGUAAAACACAUGCUCGGUUUGUUGUUUAUUUAAUAACUGUAGAUAGACGGGAAGGUAAGCUACAUUGGAGAGCCGGCAAUCUCAAGACACAAUUCAGAAACUGAGGCCAGCCCUUUGCCUAUCUCACGCGCGCACAUGUACUCCAAACACAUAAACAUACUAAGCCUAGAAAAAAUACCGGAACUUAAGGAAAAUAAUGCAGUUAAAUUGAUGCUAAGCAUCCGCGGUGAGUAGAGAAAUUUAUGUGAACUGUGCGUUAAGAACACUUUUACUCGCGCCCACGAAGAUCAUUUUUCAGGGAAUCCUAAAGUGAAGACUCAAUGUAAGCAGAAAUCACGAGAAUCUGCAAUCAAAUCACAUCAGUCAGCUUGCUCUGCACAAUAACAUCCCCUACGCUGUCAAACCAUGACUAUGAUCCCAGAUAAUGGCUCUAUCCGAAUUCUCUACCUUAUGUACAAGUAACAGUACUGUGACGCGAUGGUUUAGCUCGCCAAGAAAGCCUUGGAUUAGUGAUUUUUUAGUACGGUCCAUUACAAAAAAGUGUUAAUCUUCGUAAGAAACUUAAAGUCCAGCCUUUCAAUAAUGCGUUGCGAUUGCGCUUCCACACUUAUUCAAAUGUUCUAACAGCUACUUUAAAAAAAUGCAAAGCGUAAUUACUACGAAAAUAAAAUAAGAAAAAAUAGAAUUGAUGCCAGACGAAACUGGCAGGUUAUUAAAGAAUUCUUAAACAUUAGUAAAACUAAUAAUCCCGUAUCGUGUGUGAACCACGAUUCUGCUAAUAUGACUGACCCUCAAGACAUCGCUAAUGUUUUCAGUGACCAUUUUAGUAUUGCCGACGGUAGUCAGCCUGAUUCAACGUUGCUUAGUUUUCCGCGCUGUCCUGAUUCAUUUUACCUGUUCCCCACAAUAUCGCUAGAAGUUUGAAGUUUAUAUUAUCAGUUCUCUUAAAACAACCGGUUCAGGCCUCGACUUGAUACGCCCCUCUAGCAUUAAGCUUCUGUCUAACGAAAUCUCACCUGCGUUAGCACAUAUAGCAAACAGAUUAUUUAUAGAUGGCAUCUUUCCUAAUUGCCUCAAGACAGGUAAAGUAAUCCCAGUUUUUAAAAAAAGGUGACCGUAAGUGCAUGAGUAAUUAUCGUCCUAUCUGCAUUUUAUCUUUCUUUAGUAAGGUGAUCGAAAAACUAAUACACAAUCGCUUAACUAAACACUUAUCCAAAUUUAAUCUUUUAGUUUCUGAUCAGUUUGGUUUUCGUGACAAUUUUUCAACUGAACUAGCGCUUAUUACUUUUACUGAGAGGAUUAAAUUAGCCAUCGAUCAAGGUCUCUUAGUCGGUGCUCUCUUUAAGGCGUUUGAUACAAUUAACCAUCGUAUUCUUAUGGCAUUUCUGGCCUGCCUUUACAAUUAUUUGGCAACUACCUAAAGACCGACCAUAUAUAGUCGAAGUUAAUGGUGUCUUCUCAUCAAGAACUAUAAAUACAGGCGUCUCCCAGGGAUCAAUACUUGGGCCACUUUUAUUUCUCGUAUUCAAUAAUGACUUGCCAAAAAUAUUACCACAUGCGCACUGCUUUCAUUAUGCUGAUAACACCACUGUUUUCGCAUCUGAUAAAAAUUUAUUCACAUUGCAGGAUAAACUUGGCGCUGACCUAGCGAAUGUUCAUUACCUAACCAUUAACCCAUCUAAGACAACAUUUACAAUAUUCCAUUCUUCAAAAACUUUGCACAUUGACUAUAUUGUAGUGCCUCAAAAUAAUAAUGUAUUUGCAAGAUCCGCGUCUACUAAAUUUCUUGGUGUAGUUCUAGAUGAGAACCUAAAGUUCCAGUGCCAUAUUCAAUCACUUAUUCAAAAAAUCGCAUUUCGUAUUCGCAUCAUCAUAAAAACUCGGCUCUUUCUUUCAGAAAACCAAUCUCACGUCUUUUAUAUUACGCGUACAUGCACAGUCAUCUCUCAUACUGCCGGUAAUCUUGGGGUAACACAUAUGCCACACAUCUUCAUCGGCUAGAACUUUUGCAAAAGCAGGCAUUAAAAUUAAGUGCAUUCCAAUCGCACAAAUCUCCCUCUGCUUCCAUAUUUCGUUCCCUAAAUUGUUUACCUUUACGCAUGUUAUUCAAUCAUAAGCUGUCAGUACUUAUGUUUCGUCUUAUAAAUACUGAGUUUCAUAUUCGAGGUUUUACUCGCUCUAGCCUCAUCAAUUAUAACAACACAAGAUUUUAAGCGCAACUCAAUCUUCUCCUUCCAAAAUCAAGAACCAAUUAUGGGAAAUUUACCGUCGCGUUUUCAGGCAUUUCUGUUUGGAAUUCAAUACCAUCUGAUAUGAAGUCAUCUACAUUAUUAUCACUCAAGCGUAGAACGAAGGACCAUUUCAUGAACACUUUAUCUGACGCAUAGUAUAAUUUAACGAACCUAGAAUUAAUUAGAUUUUGUUCUGCGUUACGAUUAUGCAAUGUACUGUUCAAUUACCAAGUCACUGAAUCUCGCCUAUAACUGAUACUUCUCCUCGUUGUUAGUUUUACGUGCCAUUUAUCCUCUUUUGAAUUUGUGCGAGUUAUUUUUAAGAUUUCUUCAAUUAUUUUUCUUUAUUUUUAACUGUGUGAUUAUACUUGUGAUAUUUUAAUAGAUUUUUUUCUCCCUUACCGUUUAUUUCCGAUGUUGAUGUAGAAUUUGUAUAACAUAUGACAUGGCUCACUGUUUGCCACGAUCCCACGAUCCCCUUUUAAUGUCUUGUUAGGAGGUCCCCACGACAGUUGUUACUUCGGGACCUCCGAAUGUUUACUUAUACCCAUCUUGUAUUUUAUUUCGUCAAAAAUAAAGAUUGAUUGAUUGAUUGA